Striga hermonthica is the source of this 720-nucleotide messenger RNA. The record is from the annotation of a GenBank genome assembly. Lineage: Eukaryota; Viridiplantae; Streptophyta; Magnoliopsida; Lamiales; Orobanchaceae.
AUGCUCGGGAUCUCAUAUGGAGAACUCUUCCUCCUCUUAGGAGCUGCGGCUGCUCUAAUCGGUCCAAAGGAUCUUCCUGUUAUAGCUAGAACAGCUGGGAGAUUAGCUGGGCGAGCAAUCGGAUAUGUUCAGGUGGCGCGUGGCCAAUUCGAAAGCGUUAUGCAGCAAUCUCAAGCUCGCCAGGUUCAUAAAGAACUGCAAGACACGAUGGCCCAAUUAGAAGCCAUACGACAUGAAAUUCGGUCCAUUUCGUUCAUGAAUCCUGGUCCUUUGACGACAAGGCUAGUCGAUAACAUUGCUGGACAACCUCCCGUAGCGAAUGUGGAUAAUGGAUCUUCAAAACCUCCUGAAGAUCUUGCAGAGAAUAUUCAGAUCAAAGAGACCAGUCGCAUGGCCGAGCAAAUUUCACGCUUUCCUAAGGAUCACAGUUUACCGAGCCCGGUACUGUCCGAUAUACAUAGCCAAGCCACAGCGUACGAAAGAUUGGCUGCUGAAUCCCCAUUAGGUGGAAAGUCCAUGGAUGAAGUUCUUAAUGAGCUGAAGGAUGAAUCCGGUCAGUUUGUUGUUCUUCCUAUAUCAGCUGAAAGUGCGAAAUUGUUGCCCAGUAAAAAAGGUGAGCUGAGGGGUUCGGACAUAUUGUUGGAAGCGGUAGUUGAGGAAGAUGUGGCAAGGAAUGCAAAGGGCUUUUUCUCUCAGGCUCAAGACCAAGUAACGAAUUGA